Messenger RNA from Pichia kudriavzevii, 1827 nucleotides. RefSeq lists its product as uncharacterized. The transcript has a single exon. Gene Ontology annotation, cellular component: membrane. The coding region runs from base 1 to 1827 and encodes 608 amino acids. The record is from RefSeq and is a predicted model, not a curated record. Lineage: Eukaryota; Fungi; Ascomycota; Pichiomycetes; Pichiales; Pichiaceae. Gene Ontology annotation, molecular function: dipeptide transmembrane transporter activity. Gene Ontology annotation, biological process: transmembrane transport.
AUGAGGGAAGAAAAGGUUUCCCUGGAAAUGGAUCCAAAAGAGAUUUGCAAAGAACAAGGUUUUGACGAAUACGAAACUCUACAGGGUUAUGAGUAUAUUACUGAGUAUGCAGAUGAGCAUAAUCCACAUGGUUUAGCUAUUGCAAAUACCGAAGAUAAGUUCACUUAUAGGAACAUUACAGCAAGACCGACUUGGGCGGCAAUGUUGAUAAUUAUUGUUGAAUUCGCAGAAAGGGCUUCAUAUUAUGGAACAACCGGUGUGUUGAAUAACUUUAUCAUGAGACCAUUACCUCUAGGCUCCAAAACAGGCAAGGUAAUGCCUGGACAUAUAGGUAAUGCCGGUGCUCUUGGUUUAGGUUUGCAGGAUGCUAAUGCUAUCACGACUUUACUGGAAUUUUUGGCACAUGUUGUACCCCUUUUUGGUGGUUAUCUUGCGGACGACAGACUAGGAAAGUUCAAAACUAUCAUGAUAGGUGUUUGGGUUGGCAUUCUUGCACAUUUUUUAUUUAUCAUUGCUGCUCUACCUCCGGUUAUUGCCAAGGGUCAGCCUGCAUUAGCGCCAGUAAUUUUUGGCAUCCUAACAUUGGCCAUCUGUACUGGUUUCAUCAAAGCUAAUUUAUUACCCUUAUUACUCGAACAAUUCCCAUAUAGAACAAAUGUUUUGAAGAGAACCUCUAGUGGUGAGGUUGUAUACAUUGAUAGGGAUAGCUCUAUCCAAAGACUUACUAUGUUCUACUAUUGGUCAGUUGAUAUUGGUGCUUUCUUAAGUAUCGCUACCUCCUAUUCUGCUAAAAGAGUUGGAUAUUGGCUGUCCUUUCUAGUUCCAAUGAUUAUGUAUUUCUUCGUCAUUAUUGCUAUGCUUCUGAUUAAACCACAUUUGAAACCUGAGAUUCCCCAAGGAUCUUUACUUAAAAAGGCACUUCUUGUUGUUAAAACGUGUUUGAAAGGAAAUUUCAUCAAAAGGUUGAGACACAAACAAUUCUGGGCAUAUGCAUUCCCUUCAAAUAUGGAAGCUAGAGGUGUAGCUUCUGAAAAGAUUAAGUGGACACAAGAAGAAGUUAAAGAUUAUAGAAUUACCUUUACUCAAUGUAUCUUAUUUGCAUAUUUUGUCAUAUUUAACAUAGCUGAUGUUGGAUUGGGUUCUACUUUAACAGCACAGGCAGGUGCAAUGUCAAGUAAAGGUAUCCCAAACGAUUUUUUCAACAAUUUUAAUGCAAUUGUCGUUAUAGUUACUAUUCCGUUUCUGGACUACAUUUUCUACCCACAACUGAGUAAAUUUAAAAUAUCAUUCAAGCGUGUUCAUAAGGUUUUUGUUGGUUUUAUGUUUGCAGCCAUAGCAUCCAUGGUUUCUGCAAUUAUCCAGUGGAAAGUGUAUGAGACUUCACCGUGUGGCUAUUACGCAACUACUUGUGACGAGCCAUCACCAUUGAGCGCAUGGCUAGAAAUUAUCAAUUAUGGUUUAUGCGCAAUUGGAGAAUGUUUCUGUUACACUACAGGCUAUGAAAUCGCAUACACUAGAGCUCCGGACAAUGGUAAAUCGUUAGUUAUGGCUAUUUUCAUGUUUAAUGCAGCGAUUUCCUCCGCAAUUAACGAAGGUAUCACAGGAGCAUUAUAUGAUCCGAAUUUGAUUAAACCUUUUGCUGGUGUUGCUGGGGUUGGGGCUUUCUGUGCAUUUGCAUUUUUAAUUCAGUACUGGAACCUAGACGAGACUAUUGAAGAGGAGGAAAGAGAGAGGGAAAGGCUUAAGCAAAAACAAAAUUCGGAAAUGCCUCUCGAAGUUGAGUUGAUGGAUUUAUCAUGUGGUAGCUCCAGCUCAAAGCAGCUUUAA